UAAAAACAAACCAUUCCCCUCUUUCUUCUCUUAAGUUUUAACUUCUUCUUUGCCUUUGCUCCGGGAGAGGCCCCCCACAAAACCUUUCUUACUUGCAAACAAAGCUUAUAUGGACACGAACUCACAACCAGUCAAACCCAACUCCAGCUCCGGCAAUACAAAAACCACAAGCCGCAACGGCGCCGUGAAAAUUUUCAAGGUUGCGCUCUUCAUGAUCCGUCGUCGUCACUCCAAGAAACCAAAAGCGUCUGUCGACAUGGGCGCUGAUAAGGGCUUGUGGCGGCGGCUGUUGGGUUCCAUACGCCCUCUCCACAUCCAUGGGAACGAACCACCACCAACUGCUGCUAGAGAUAUGUCGUUGCCUCCAUCGAAACCAAAGGAAGAUUUCGAGGAGGCACUAAUGCCAUUGCCGUCACAUUCCACUUCACCAUCAUCGUCGUCACUUUCUCGUACGUCGAGGUCAUCUUCUUUUGGCACAAGCCAAUACGCCUCUGCCAGCAGCCUUCAAGAAUUUGACGAUAAUACGGAUGGAGACGAUGAUGAAAAUGAGAUUCAUGAGGACAAUGGAGGCGACGAGAUGAUUGAUGCGAAAGCAGAAGAGUUUAUUGCACAAUUUUAUGAGCAAAUGAGGCGUCAACGCUACAAUAACUAUUAAGAUGGAAAUAAUUAAGAAGAAAUGAUGUGUUAAUCAAAUAUCUCUACAAGAGGACGAUGUAGAGAUGGAGUAUGCAUAAAUCUUACUAUGGAUUCAAAUUAUUGUGUUGUUUUUAAUUUCUUAUUUGUUUUGAGUCAAAAGAGACUAGAGUUUCAGAUAGAAUACUUCAUUCAUCACUCCUCAAAGUCGAUGACAAAUAAAGGAAAAAGAAAACACAAUACUUUUUUUGUUAUAUUUAUUUUUUUAAGUUUUGAUACGACUCAAUGUAUUUUUGAGGCUGGUUGUAAUGGGUCACCAUUUUUUAAAUUAAAAGAUACUACUUAUAUUUUUCUCCUUAUCAA
Messenger RNA from Cucumis sativus (cucumber), 996 nucleotides. RefSeq lists its product as hypothetical. NCBI's taxonomy places the organism in Eukaryota, Viridiplantae, Streptophyta, Magnoliopsida, Cucurbitales, Cucurbitaceae. The transcript has a single exon. Bases 110 to 655 code for a protein of 181 amino acids. The record is from RefSeq and is a predicted model, not a curated record.